Molecule: messenger RNA, 1050 nt
Organism: Penicillium paradoxum
Lineage: Eukaryota; Fungi; Ascomycota; Eurotiomycetes; Eurotiales; Aspergillaceae
Product: transcription factor SUA7
Exons: 1
Coding region: 1-1050 (349 amino acids)
Biological process (GO): transcription preinitiation complex assembly; transcription initiation at RNA polymerase II promoter
Cellular component (GO): transcription preinitiation complex; nucleus
Molecular function (GO): TBP-class protein binding; RNA polymerase II general transcription initiation factor activity
Source: RefSeq, a predicted model, not a curated record
AUGGCUACUCCCGCCCUCGCAAAACCCGAGGCCGCCCCUUGGAAGAAAAACCUGUCCGCCCACCUUGUCUGCCCUGAAUGCAAAGAAGACCCUCCGAACCUAGAAUUCCCCGAUUCCCACGAAACCGUUUGCGGUUCCUGUGGUCUUGUGCUCGCCGAUCGCGAAAUCGACCUGCACUCCGAAUGGCGUACAUUCUCGAACGACGAUCAGAACAAUGACGAUCCCUCACGUGUUGGAGACGCCUCGAACCCUCUGCUCAACGGCGCUCAGCUCGAGACAUCAAUCGCAAGUGGAGGCUCAGGCCGCGCUCGCGACCUGUACCGUGCGCAAAACAAGCAGUCGGGCGAAAAAGCGAACAAACAACUUCUGGCAGCUUACAAGGAAAUCGGUGCUUUGUGCGAUGGUUUCAACAUUCAGAAGACUGUCGCCGAUACUGCCAAGUAUCUCUUCAAGAUGGUCGACGAUGCCAAGGCCUUCAAGGGCAAGUCUCAGGAGGUCAUUAUUGCCGGGUGCAUUUUCAUUGCAUGCCGCCAGUGCAAGGUCCCACGUACCUUCACUGAGAUCUUCGCCGUGACUAAGGUAACUCGCAAGGAAAUUGGCCGCAUUUACAAGGCUUUGGAGAAGUUUUUCACCACGCAGAACGUCGAGCGCCACAACGCUGCCUUGGAGAAUGGCGAGACUCACGACGCUACCGGCGAUUACAAUGCUACUACGUCAACCAAGCCCAGCGACCUCUGCAACCGUUUCUGCAAUCUUCUCGACCUUCCUUACCAGGUCACCAGUGUCUCUGUCUCCCUUUCGGACCGGGUUACCGCCAUGGGCGACCUGGCCGGACGUUCUCCCCUGUCUAUCGUUGCAGCCUGUAUUUACAUGGCCUCAUUCCUCAUGGGUCACGGAAAGUCUGCCAAGGAGAUUUCCCAGGUUGCGCACGUCAGUGACGGAACCAUUCGUGGUGCUUACAAGCAAUUGUAUGCGGAGCGUGAGCGCUUGGUUGAUCCUGAGUGGAUCAAAGGCGGCAAGGGCGAUAUGGGUAAGCUGCCUGUGAGCUGA